CGUGUUUUGUGUCAUAUACUUUGUGUCAUCCAUUAAUUUUACGGGAAGCAAAUUUUUAGUAAUCAUAAUAAAUUAUAAAAAAAAUAUAAUUAAAAAUGCCGUUAAGAUUGGAUAUUAAACGUCGAUUAACAUCGAGAUCCGACAGAGUUAAAUGUGUGGAUUUACAUCCAUCUGAACCAUGGAUGCUUUGUGCGCUUUAUAAUGGACACGUCCACGUCAUGAACUAUGAAAAUCAACAAUUAGUCAAAGAUUUUGAAGUUUCCGAUGUUCCAGUAAGAUCAGCAAAAUUUGUUCCGAGGAAAAAUUGGGUAAUUACUGGAUCUGACGAUAUGCAAAUAAGAGUCUUCAAUUACAAUACAUUGGAAAAAGUGCAUUCUUUUGAAGCGCAUUCUGAUUAUGUACGUUGCAUAGCUGUACACCCAACACAGCCUAUAAUUUUAACCAGCAGUGACGAUAUGCUUAUUAAAUUAUGGAAUUGGGAAAAAAUGUGGGCAUGCCAAAAAGUAUUUGAAGGACAUACCCACUAUGUUAUGCAAAUAGUUUUUAACCCAAAGGACAAUAAUACUUUUGCAUCUGCAUCCUUAGACCGUACAGUUAAAGUUUGGCAGUUAGGUUCAAACCUGGCUAAUUUCACAUUAGAUGGACAUGAAAAAGGAGUAAAUUGUUUGGAUUAUUAUCACGGCGGUGAUAAGCCUUAUUUGAUUUCUGGAGCAGAUGACAGACUGGUUAAAAUUUGGGAUUACCAAAACAAAACAUGUGUUCAAACACUAAAUGGUCAUGCUCAAAAUAUUUCAGCGGUGUGUUUUCAUCCGGAGUUACCAAUUGUUUUAACAGGUUCAGAAGAUGGAACAGUAAGAAUUUGGCAUUCUGGAACUUACCGACUUGAAACUUUGCUUAAUUAUGGAUUUGAAAGGGUUUGGACUAUUGCCUGUAUGCGUGGCACAAAUAAUGUUGCUUUGGGUUACGAUGAAGGAUCUAUUAUUAUAAAAGUUGGUAGGGAAGAACCUGCAAUGUCUAUGGACGUAAAUGGUGGUAAAAUAAUAUGGGCAAAACAUUCAGAAUUACAGCAAGUAAAUUUAAAGGCAUUGCCAGAAGGCACUGAAAUUAAAGAUGGAGAUAGACUUCCAGUUGCAACAAAAGACAUGGGUGCUUGUGAAAUAUAUCCGCAAACUAUUGCCCAUAAUCCAAAUGGCCGGUUCGUUGUUGUUUGUGGUGAUGGAGAAUAUAUAAUAUAUACAUCAAUGGCUUUGCGAAAUAAAGCUUUUGGUUCAGCGAAAGAAUUUGUUUGGGCAAUGGAAAGUUCUGAAUAUGCAAUUCGAGAAAGUAUUGGAAGUAUUAAAGUUUUCAGAAAUUUUAAAGAAAGAAAAACUUUUACUCCAGAAUGUGGUGCUGAAAAUAUUUUCGGAGGCUAUUUAUUAGGAGUUAAAACUUCUUCUGGUUUUGGUUUUUAUGACUGGGAAUCGUUAACAUUAGUCCGUAGAAUUGAAGUUCAACCAAGGCAUAUAUUUUGGAAUGAGAGCGGUACACUUGUUUGUUUAGCAACUGAUGAGUCAUUUUUUGUUUUGAGUGUUGAUACAACUACGAUAUCGAAUGCAUUAGAAACGAAAGCAGCAAUUGGAGAUGAUGGUAUAGAAGAUGCAUUUGAUGUAGUUGGUGAGAUAAGUGAGCAAGUGAAAACUGGUAUUUGGGUUGGUGAUUGCUUUAUCUAUACAAACUCUGUAAAUCGUAUUAAUUAUUUCGUUGGUGGAGAAAUCGUUACCGUAUCUCAUUUAGACAGAACCAUGUAUCUUCUAGGAUAUGUACCAAAAGAUAACCGGUUAUAUUUGGGAGAUAAAGAAUUAAACGUAACAAGUUUUUCGCUUCAAUUAUCUGUUCUUGAAUAUCAAACAGCUGUAAUGAGAGGAGAUUUGGAGAUUGCUGAUCGUGUACUAGCUACAGUGCCGAAAGAACAUCGAACACGUGUUGCACAUUUUUUGGAAAAACAAGGGUAUAAAUUACAAGCACUAGAAGUAACAACAGAUCCUGAUCACAAAUUUGAUUUGGCGUUACAAAUUGGAGAUUUAAAUACAGCAGUUAUUUUGGCUCGCGAAUCACAAAACCCUCAAAAAUGGUCACAGUUGGCCGAUGUAGCUACAAGAAAAAACAAUAUGGAGCUCGUUAGAGAAUGUUUAGAAAACGCUCAAGAUUAUGGUGGUCUAUUACUCUUAGCAACAAGUUCUGGUGAUGGCCAAUUAUUGAAAUCAUUAAGUGAAACAUGCAAUAAAAAUGAUCGAUAUAACAUUUCAUUUUUAUCAACAUUCCUGUUAGGAGAUAUUGAGGGUUGUUUGGAUAUAUUAAUUAAAACAAAUCGGUUACCCGAAGCUGCAUUCUUUGCCAGAACAUACAUUCCCAGUAAAAUUUCAGAGGUCGUUGAAUUAUGGCGUGUCGAAUUAAAAAAAAUUAAUGAAAAAGCCGGUCAAAGUUUAGCCGAUCCCAAUAAAUACGAAAAUCUAUUUCCUGGAUAUCAAAAUGCAAUUCAAGUUGAAGAAUAUUUAAAGAGGACACAACAGAAAGUUAUUCCAGCAGAUGAUGCACUUUUAAUACCAAUGAACAUUUCUAGGAAUCCAUUGGAAGAAAUGCAAAAUUUAGAAUCAAAUAAUGUGUUUAAUUUUGAUGAUGACUUAAAAAAAGAGUUAAAAACUAUCAAUGUGCAAAGUAAUGGAACAACGCCAUCAAUAUUGCCAACAAAAACAGCACAAGUUCCAACAUCAGACGAUGAAGCAAUAAAUUUCAACACAUCGGAUGAUGAAGCAAUGAUAGAAUCGAAUUUUCAUUCACAAAUAGAAUCUACAAGUGAAGAAAAACUUAAUGAAUUAAUUAAUUCUUCGAUAAAAGGUUCAACUAUUGCCGCAUCAGUAGCUGCAACGAUAGCCGCCACAACAAAAGCCGAUGAAAUAGACUCGGAUUUAGAAAUAGAUGAUUUGGAUUUGGAUCUUGUUGGGUAACUUUGGCUAUAAAUGUUUAGAUCAUUUAACCAGAGUAAAAAUAAAAAUUAAUUCAAAGUUGCAUUAAUAAAAUCAAACUUUAAAGUGGUUAUAAAAUAAAAAAAAUUUCUCUUUAAGUUUUAUGCAAUUUUUGCAUUUUUCUAUUUAAUUUUUUUGCUAUAAACAAAAUAAAUGUAGAACUUUUAUUAUACAUAAAGGUAUUGUUUAUGAUGAAAACCUAAAUAAUGUAAACCUAAUAUAGAAAUAUCCUUUAAAAUACAUACAUAUAUUGUUUCAAAAAUAAUUUUUUGUUAUUAUUUUAAAACGAUUAACUAACUCAAUCGAAUUGCCAGUUUUUUAGUUAAUUUAGGAAUGGAAAAUAUUAAAAUUAUUUUAACCAUUGUAGUACAUACAUACUUAUUUGUUUUAAAACAUCUGUUUAAAUUUGACACAAAUUGUAUCUGGUAAAUUUUUUAUUCGUUCUGUUGA
Molecule: messenger RNA, 3452 nt
Organism: Condylostylus longicornis
Lineage: Eukaryota; Metazoa; Arthropoda; Insecta; Diptera; Dolichopodidae
Gene: beta'COP
Product: coatomer subunit beta'
Exons: 1
Coding region: 96-2984 (962 amino acids)
Biological process (GO): endoplasmic reticulum to Golgi vesicle-mediated transport; retrograde vesicle-mediated transport, Golgi to endoplasmic reticulum; intra-Golgi vesicle-mediated transport
Cellular component (GO): COPI vesicle coat
Molecular function (GO): protein binding; structural molecule activity
Source: RefSeq, a predicted model, not a curated record